Molecule: messenger RNA, 1442 nt
Organism: Neomonachus schauinslandi (Hawaiian monk seal)
Lineage: Eukaryota; Metazoa; Chordata; Mammalia; Carnivora; Phocidae
Gene: AQP5
Product: aquaporin 5
Exons: 4
Coding region: 108-905 (265 amino acids)
Biological process (GO): transmembrane transport
Cellular component (GO): plasma membrane; apical plasma membrane
Molecular function (GO): water channel activity
Source: RefSeq, a predicted model, not a curated record
GCGCCGCAGAGCGCGCCGCGCCCGGGAGCCAGCCCCCCGACCCCUGCACCGCCGCCCCGACGGGCGUCUCGCGCCGCGGCCGCCGCCGCCAGGCCCCCGCGGCCACCAUGAAGAAGAAGGUGUGCUCCGUGGCCUUCCUCAAGGCCGUGUUUGCUGAGUUCCUGGCCACCCUCAUCUUCGUCUUCUUUGGCCUCGGCUCGGCCCUCAAGUGGCCGUCGGCGCUGCCCAGCAUCCUGCAGAUCUCGCUGGCCUUUGGCCUGGCCAUAGGCACCCUGGCCCAGGCCCUAGGGCCCGUGAGCGGCGGCCACAUCAACCCUGCCAUCACGCUGGCCCUCCUGGUGGGCAACCAGAUCUCCCUGCUCCGGGCGGUCUUCUACGUGGUGGCCCAGCUGGUGGGCGCCGUUGCUGGGGCGGCCAUCCUCUAUGGGCUGGUACCGCCCAAUGCCCGAGGCAAUCUGGCCGUCAACGCGCUCAACAACAACACAACCCAGGGCCAGGCUAUGGUAGUGGAGCUGAUUCUGACCUUCCAGCUGGCACUCUGCAUCUUCUCCUCCACCGACACCCGCCGCACCAGUCCUGUGGGCUCUCCGGCCCUGUCCAUUGGCCUUUCCGUCACACUGGGCCACCUCGUGGGGAUCUACUUCACCAGUUGCUCCAUGAACCCAGCCCGCUCUUUCGGCCCCGCAGUGGUUAUGAAUCGCUUCAGCGCUGCUCACUGGGUGUUCUGGGUAGGGCCCAUCAUGGGGGCCAUCCUGGCUGCCAUCCUCUACUUCUACCUACUCUUCCCCAACUCCCUGAGCCUGAGUGAGCGUGUGGCCAUCAUCAAGGGCACAUAUGAGCCUGAGGAGGACUGGGAAGAGCAACGAGAGGAGCGAAAGAAGACCAUGGAGCUGACUGUCCACUGACCAGUGCCAGGCAGGGGCCAGCCCCCCAGCCCCUGAAUCAUAGGGGCAAAAAUAUAUAUAUAUGACAGCAAAGCUUCCUUCCCCUACAGCUGGGUCCUCUGGGCUAGGGAGGAGGUGCUGGCUCUCCCAGCUUCACAGUUAGGGAUAGGAGCAGUAACCCAUGAUGGGACUCUUGGGUUGGGGCCAGGGGCUGGUGUCUGAUGGGGAGGGGGUCUCUCUGGGACAGGGCAGACUGCUGCCAUGAGGUCAGACCUCAGAGACUGUGAAAGUAGCACCAAGCUUACAGGCUGCGCUGGGGCCAAGCUAGGAAGGGGUGGCCAGCAGUCUAUAUGCCCCUAUCUUCCCCCACCGCCCCCCCGUUAAGAGCCAGAGGGGUCCCGGUCCCUAGGACUGCAGAGGCUGCCCCUCCCCAGAUUGCCUAAGGAGGGAGACAAACUGGUUCAUUAAAUGCUGCCUUAUUUAUUUCUGCUCGAGGAUGCACGGGGUAGGGCUGCUGGUGUUUGGAGCAGGGGCUUACCAAUAAACCGCUGACAUUCA